UGCGCUUGGCUCGCUCCCUCGGGCCGGCCGGGCGGCGUCCCUGCGUUGCUAGGAGACGCGCCGGUUGUACCGGCUGCAGCAGUUGGCCUCUGGCUGUCUCAGCCCAAGAUCCCGAGUGGAGAACACGAGCACCGCUGCACCCUCCUGCGAGGCCCGCUGAACGAGGGUAACCGCGCAUAGCGGGAGCCGGACCUAAGCGGAUGCGCAGCGAGGACCCGGGCCCUGACCGCCGCGCCCCGGGCUCGGCCCCGCCCCAGGAGCUCAGGGCCCGCCCCUUCCGCCCGGCCGCCCUGAAAUAAUUGCUAAUAAAGCCUCUGUAGCCAUGGCUACUUCUGACGUGAAACCAAAAUCAAUAAGUCGUGCCAAGAAAUGGUCAGAGGAAAUAGAAAAUCUGUACAGAUUUCAACAAGCAGGAUAUCGGGAUGAAAUUGAAUAUAAACAAGUGAAACAAGUUGCCAUGGUUGACCGUUGGCCAGAGACAGGAUACGUGAAGAAACUUCAGCGGAGGGACAAUACUUUCUACUACUACAACAAACAGAGGGAGUGCGAGGACAAGGAGGUCCACAAAGUGAAGAUUUACGCAUACUGACCUUUUCGUUUCUUCGGCUUGGCAAAGCUACUUUAAGAAUUGGUUGUUUACAUUCUUCCAUCAUGUAAAUGUCAUUUUAAAAAACAA
Mastomys coucha (southern multimammate mouse) is the source of this 676-nucleotide messenger RNA. It is a transcript of the gene Meig1, whose product is annotated as meiosis/spermiogenesis associated 1. NCBI's taxonomy places the organism in Eukaryota, Metazoa, Chordata, Mammalia, Rodentia, Muridae. The record is from RefSeq and is a predicted model, not a curated record. The coding region runs from base 323 to 589 and encodes 88 amino acids. Gene Ontology annotation, cellular component: nucleus. The transcript is spliced from 3 exons.